Messenger RNA from Drechmeria coniospora, 684 nucleotides. RefSeq names its product imidazoleglycerol-phosphate dehydratase. NCBI's taxonomy places the organism in Eukaryota, Fungi, Ascomycota, Sordariomycetes, Hypocreales, Ophiocordycipitaceae. Bases 1 to 684 code for a protein of 227 amino acids. The transcript is spliced from 2 exons. Gene Ontology annotation, molecular function: imidazoleglycerol-phosphate dehydratase activity. Gene Ontology annotation, biological process: L-histidine biosynthetic process. The record is from RefSeq and is a predicted model, not a curated record.
AUGGGCUCCAACGUCAAGGUACGAUCGGCGGCCCUCGCCCGCGACACCAACGAGACCAAGAUCCAGCUGGCCAUCAACCUCGACGGCGGUGCCUUUCCGGCCGACACGGACCGCGAGCUGCUCCAAGGCUCGAUGGCGCACGCCUCGCAGUCGACCGGUUCGCAGACCAUCUCGGUCGACACCGGCAUCGGUUUCCUCGACCACAUGCUCCACGCGCUGGCCAAGCACGCUGGCUGGAGCCUAGCCCUUCGAUGCAAGGGCGACCUGCACAUCGACGACCACCACACCGCCGAGGACUGCUGCAUCGCCCUCGGCUACGCUUUCAACAAGGCGCUCGGCACCCUCGCCGGCGUGGCCCGCUUCGGCUACGCCUACGCGCCGCUCGAUGAGGCCCUGUCCCGCGCCGUAGUCGACCUCUCCAACCGUCCCUACAGCGUCGUCGAGCUCGGCCUGAAGCGCGAGUGGCUCGGCAAGCUGAGCUGCGAGAUGGUGCCGCACUGCCUGCAGAGCUUCGCCCAGGCGGCGCGCCUCACGGUCCACGUCGACUGCCUCCGCGGCGACAACGACCAUCACCGGGCCGAGAGUGCCUUCAAAGCUCUCGCCAUCGCCCUCCGCACCGCCGCGGCGAGGGUUGAGGGUAAGGAGGGCGAGGUGCCGAGCACCAAGGGGACGCUGAGUGCCUAG